AUGACUGACCCUGCCAUCCUCGCGGCCUUUGGGCCUCCCCCUGCCAAUGUCAAUCUGGCGGAAAGCAGCGUGAGGGUCAACAACGGCGCAGUAAUUGGGCUUCUCUGUGCGUCUUUUGUGCUUGUCAUUUUGCGGUUUAUUGCGAGGUUGACGCUCCGCAAUCCGCUUCUUGCUGACGACUGGGCGAUUAUUGCGGCAUUGUGCUGUAUAGGCGCGACAACUGGAUUGAGCGUUUCAGGCAGCUUCGUGGGCGCAGGGAGACACGUGUGGGCCGUCUCAUUAGACGAUUUGAUGAAGCUAUACAGAUUCCUCUUCUCGUACACCUUCAUCUACGGCGCAGGCUGCACCUGCACCCGAGUCUCCAUCCUCUUCUUCUACCGACGCAUCUUCUCCCCGCUCGAAAAACCGCUGAAAAUCGCCCUCCUCUUCGCCAGCUUCAUCACGAUCGCAUACCCCCUCAUCAUCUGGAUCACAAUGGCCAACGCCUGCAAGCCCCUCAGUUUCUUCUGGACCCAGUUCAGCGGCAAGACCAAUGGCAAAUGCAUCAACAUCAACCAGUUCUUCCUGGCACUGGGGAUCCUCAAUAUGCUGAACGACUUUAUUAUCCUCGCGCUGCCGUUUCCCCGGAUUAUCAAGCUGCAGAUGACGCUGCAGAAGAAGGUUGCUAUUUGCUGUAUCAUGGCUGUAGGGAUUUUCGUCUGCGUCGCAAGUAUCCUCCGCAUCCACUUCCUCAGCCUCUUCAUGAACACCGCAGACGUAACCUACCUCAUGGGCCCCGUUUUCAUCUGGUCCACCAUCGAGCCCUCCGUCGCAAUCGUCUGCGCGUGCCUCCCCCACCUCGCGCCCCUCGCCCGCAUCGCCACCCGCUCCAUCUCGAGCAGUUUCCGCUCGCGCCGCUCAACAGGGAAGGGGACGGGGACGGGGACGCGGGGGUCUGGUGGAAGGGCGCUUGAGUCAGACCACCACCAUCAUCAUCAUAAAGGGGGUAAUAUCCUCGGGAACAGAGGCCAGCCGUUUCAGUAUGGGUUUAACUUUAAUCGCCUGGAUAGCAGUAAGAGUAAGGAUCAGGGCCUCGAUGAUGAUGAGAUUGGCUUGACGAAUUAUGUCACUGCGGGCAAUGAUACUGCGUCGAUUGCGCCGGAUGGGCGUGCGGUUAAGGGCGAGAUUACGGUCAAGUCGAGCUUUGUGCAGUCUUCGACUAGGGAUGGUUUAUGA
Molecule: messenger RNA, 1215 nt
Organism: Aspergillus puulaauensis
Lineage: Eukaryota; Fungi; Ascomycota; Eurotiomycetes; Eurotiales; Aspergillaceae
Exons: 5
Coding region: 1-1215 (404 amino acids)
Source: RefSeq, a predicted model, not a curated record